UGUUUACUUUGACCUUGACUUUUCGUAGUCACACUCUUCACAAAAACCAUCCUCUGUUUCAGGCCAUCGACACUAGCCACAGAGAAGAGAAACACAAAAUCAAAUUUUGUUUCCUAUAUCGGCGAUUCCCAAAGCUUCUUGAUUAGCAAAAAACACAAAUCAAGAAAUCCCAGUUAUGUCUUCUAGCGCCUCUUUCAUCUUCCUUUUUCUCAUCUCCUUUCUCACUAGCUUCAGAGAAGCUUCUGCUCAAGAUCCCACUUACAUAUACCACACCUGUCCGAACACGACAACUUUCACAAGAAACAGCACUUACUUCGCCAAUCUAAGAGCCCUUUUGUCUUCAUUCACUUCCCGCAACGCUUCGUACUCCACCGGAUUCCAAAACGCCACCGUCGGGCAAGCUCCGGAAAGAGUCACCGGACUUUUCAAUUGCCGUGGAGACGUCUCUCUGGAAGUUUGCCGUAGCUGCGUCGAGUUUUCUGUUAACGAAACCUUUACUCGGUGUCCGAACGAGAGAGAUGUCACACUCUAUUACGAUCAGUGUAUACUCAGAUACUCUAACCGGAAUAUUCUCUCAACCCUUAACACCGAUGGAGGUAUUAUCUUGUACAACACUCAGAAUGUUACAUCUAACCAAGAACGGUUCAAAGAUCUGCUUUUGUCCACACUAAGUCAAGCAGCCACCGAGGCAGCGGGGAGUUCUAGAAAAUUUGAUGGGAGAAAGGCCAAUUUAACCACGUUCCAGACUUUGUAUGGAUUUGUUCAGUGCACUCCUGAUCUGACGAGACAAGAGUGUUUGCGUUGUCUGCAACAGACCAUAAAUGGAUUACCCACUGACAAAAUUGGGGGAAGACUUGUUGUGCCGAGCUGUAGCUCAAGAUACGAGCUUUACCCAUUUUACAACGAAUCCGCCAUUACAGUACCUUCACCACCACCAACACCACCUCCGGUGUCAGCUCCUCCGCGGCGUGCGAAAGGUGGGAAUUCAAGUGUGUUAGUGAUAGCCAUUGUUGUGCCUAUUAUAGUGGCUGUUCUGCUUUUCGUAGCUGGUUAUUGUUUCCUUGCAAGAAGGGCAAAGAAGAGUUACGAUACAACAUCUGUAUUUGAUGGAGAUGAUAUCACAACCGCAGACUCACUGCAGCUUGAUUAUAGAAAAAUUCAAACUGCAACUGAUGAUUUCGCAGCGAGUAAUAAGAUUGGCCAAGGUGGAUUUGGUGAGGUUUAUAAGGGUACGUUAACGGAUGGGACUGAAGUUGCGGUGAAGAGACUAUCAAAGUCAUCAGGACAAGGUGAAGUAGAGUUCAAAAACGAGGUUGUUCUUGUUGCAAAACUGCAGCAUAGAAAUCUUGUUAGGCUUCUCGGGUUUUGUUUAGACGGAGAAGAAAGGGUACUAGUCUAUGAGUAUGUGCCUAACAAAAGCCUUGACUACUUCCUCUUUGACCCUGAAAAGCAAGGUCAGCUGGAUUGGACUCGACGAUACAAGAUAAUUGGUGGAGUUGCUCGAGGGAUUCUGUAUCUUCAUCAAGAUUCACGACUCACAAUCAUACACCGUGACCUCAAAGCAAGUAACAUUCUCUUGGAUGCGGACAUGAAUCCUAAAAUUGCAGAUUUCGGAAUGGCCAGGAUUUUUGGAUUGGACCAAACCGAGGAGAACACAAACAGAAUAGUUGGUACCUAUGGUUACAUGUCUCCAGAGUAUGCAAUGCAUGGACAGUACUCAAUGAAAUCAGAUGUCUAUAGCUUCGGAGUGUUAGUUCUUGAGAUUAUAAGUGGCAAGAAGAAUAGCAGUUUCUACCAAACAGACGGCGCUCAUGACUUGGUCUCAUAUGCUUGGAAGCUCUGGAGUAACGGGACACCAUUAGAACUCGUGGAUCCAACUAUUGCAGAUAAUUUCCAAAAGAGUGAAGUUGUUCGAUGUGUCCAUAUCGGUCUUUUAUGUGUUCAAGAAGAUCCUGUUGAGCGUCCAACAUUGUCAAACAUUGUUCUGAUGCUCACUAGUAACACUAUGACUUUAUCCGUGCCUAGGCAACCAGGUCUCUUCUUUCAGAGUAGACUUGGAAAAGACCCGCUUGAUACAUUUUCAACGACCAGGUCUCUUAUAGGGUCUGUUGAUGAUGCAACGAUCACAGAUUUAUAUCCUCGUUGAAGAUGAAUGAUUGCCUUCAUGCCUGACUCCUGAAUCUUUUGGUGUUGAAAAUAAUUUUAAGUGUUUUGUUGUAGAAUAUUUUCCGUGUAAUUGUACCACAAGCAUGCAUGAGAUAUAUACCAUUUACACGUUUCUUCUUGAA
Molecule: messenger RNA, 2288 nt
Organism: Camelina sativa (false flax)
Lineage: Eukaryota; Viridiplantae; Streptophyta; Magnoliopsida; Brassicales; Brassicaceae
Source: RefSeq, a predicted model, not a curated record